Oreochromis aureus is the source of this 1813-nucleotide messenger RNA. RefSeq lists its product as uncharacterized. Bases 585 to 1652 code for a protein of 355 amino acids. The transcript has 7 exons. The record is from RefSeq and is a predicted model, not a curated record. NCBI's taxonomy places the organism in Eukaryota, Metazoa, Chordata, Actinopteri, Cichliformes, Cichlidae.
CAGGAAUGGCUGAGUGUUAAGAUGUGGAUUCACUCAGUUAUGAGCGGAGUGAUCAGGACUCUGUGCUGGCUGUUCUGCUUUGAAGGAUGAUGAAAAAGUUGCUGCCGUUCCUGCUCCUUGUUUCCCAGCAUGCUCUGGCUGUGGUGGUGGAGGUGAAUGAGGGGGAGAUGUCUGUCCUGCUGCCUUGCAAGUACUCGGGUUUUAUACCUGAGGACCCAACAAUCCUGUGGACUCGCAGUGAUCUCAAUCCCAAAUCUGUCCAUGUGAGACAAGAAGAAACAGAUGAUCUUAGAGGACAAAACCAGCAUUACAGCGGGCGCACAUCAAUGAGGUCUGAUGCUCUGGACACUUCAGCCUCACUCUGAGAAAAACCAAGAAAGACUGACACUGGGAAAUACACCUGCUCCAUCGGUGCUGGGAGAGGAGAAGAAUUGAGACUGAGAGACUUACAGCUGCAGGUCAAAGACCAGCAGGUGGAGGUGAAGGUGGAGGAAGGGUCAGAGUCUGUCAUCCUGCCCUGCAAAACAACACCUGACCUGCCUGAGGACACCACAGUGGAGUGGACUCGCUCUGACCAUGGACUCAUGGUGGCCCAUGUGUAUUCAAACAGGAGUGACGACCUUAAGAACCAGGACAACCUUUACUGUGGUCGCACGAAGAUGAAUGAAGACCUGCUGAGAAUGGGAGACCUCAGUCUGACCCUGAAAUACCCCACAGAGAGAGACAGUGGAGGAUACAUCUGCACCAUCUACAGGGACAAAGACAUCCUGAGACAGAAAGUAGUGCUGCACCAUGUCAGAGAACCAUUUCCAUCCUGGGCCAAAGCGCUCCUCAUUCUCCUUGUUCUGGUUUUGGUUCUUGGGGGUGUUUUAUUUCUUUUCCAACACAUUUUCAGAAAAGUCUUCUUCGUUCUCCAGGUUGAGGUGGAGUCAGGGGCUGAGUCUGUCCAGCUGCCCUGCAAAGCCACAUUUUAUUUACCUGAAGAUGUUAAAGUGGAAUGGACAGAUAGAGACAACAGGGCGAUUCAUGUGUAUCAUAGUGGCUCGGACCAGCCUGAUGAACAGGACUGGCUUUUCAAAGAACGAACAAGGAUGAAUAAAGACCCGCUGAAAACUGGAGACCUCACUUUGACUGUGAACUACCCCAUACAGUGGAACGGAGACAUCUGCACCUGCACCGUCUACAGCAGGGAGGGAAGCAUCCUGAUGAAGAAGCGAGUGGAGCUGAAAGUCAGAGAUUGUCCGGUGGAGGUGGAGGAAGGGGUGGAUUCUGUCCAGCUACCAUUCAAAACCACUGGUGAUCUACCUGGUGACACUAAAGUGGAGUGGAGACGCAUUGAACCCAAAACACUUAUGACUGUCCAUAUUUAUCAGAACGGCUCUGACCAGCCUGAAGAACAGAACCAGGAUUACAGAGACCGAACGAAGAUGAAUGAAGACCUGCUGAAAACUGGAGACCUCAGUCUGACCCUGAAACACCCCACAGAGAGAGACAGUGGGAGAUACAGAUGUGGAGCUUACAGACGGGAGAGUAACAUAUGGAGGGAGAAAACAGUGCUACUUAGGGUCAAAGGAGAGUUCAAAUCGGGAAUCAAAGAGGGGAGAUCCAGCUCAGCUGAUGCAACUCAUCUGAUAGCUGAUCAAUCAGUUUGAUGCAUGACUGAUUUGAUCAAUAAUCAAACAAUAAGUGAUGAAGACAGGAGGACAUACUCAAUGCUAUUUAUGUCAAAACCAAGACUAAAAGUGCUAGAUGAAAAAGUUACUUUAACAAUGAAAUAGAUUGUGAUGUACACAGAUAAAGCAGUUUAAUGUGU